This is a messenger RNA of Rotaria sp. Silwood1, 888 nucleotides long. The record is from the annotation of a GenBank genome assembly. Lineage: Eukaryota; Metazoa; Rotifera; Eurotatoria; Philodinida; Philodinidae.
AUGCCACGAUUAAAUAAAUUUACUUUCAGUAUAAAUACAGAACUUCUCAUCGAAAAUGAUAUAAAAACUGAUAUUACAACAAAAGAAGACAUUCAACAUAGUUUCAUUGGUAAAGAAUUUGAACAAGUUCAAGUUGGUUCAUAUGUCUAUUAUAAACGAUUGUGUUCCAUAAUUGAAUAUCAUAUCUAUACACUUCCAUAUCAAUUUGAAAAAUUUCUUCAUCUAAACAACUCUUUUCAAGGUGGGAUGUUUCAUAAUGUUCGAUGUUUGACGAUGAAGGAUGAUACACAUAAUUUUGAACACCAAUUAUUGAAAGUCAUUUCGCAAGAUUUUCCUUUUCUCAAAGAAUUAAUUAUUAAGAAUAUUCUACCACAACAGAAGCAACAUUCAUCGUCAUUGAUUACAUUUCGUCAUCUUAUCCUUCUGAAUCUAGUUCAAGCACAUGUUGAUUAUGCUGAAGAAUUUCUCAUCGAUAAAAACAUUCAUUUACCUAGUUUAUUGAAUCUUCGCAUCAAGUUUGAAUCACUUGAAAUGGUAACAAAGAAUUUUACAAACGAUACAACACGUUUUACUUGUGCUAAAUUAAAAAAACUACAUAUAGAUGACGAGUUUGUUAAGUCAAAAAAUUUUCAAAAUGUUUUAAGAAUAGCCAAUUUUCGGUUAGCGAACUUUAUCGGUUUACCAUCAAGAGUUAUGCCUCAUAAAGUUGUUACAAGAUGGUAUCGAUCACCUGAAUUACUUUUGGGUGCAAGAAAAUAUGGUACUGCUGUCGAUAUAUGGGCAGCUGGUUUAAUUAUGAUCGAAUUGCUACUUCGAGUAGUAUUAUUACUUAGUGGUUUUGAUCUUGAUCACUUAUUGAAAAUAUUUGAAGUGGUUGGAACAGAUUAA